GAUGUUGCGGGCCGGCGGAGUUUGAAUGUUGGCCACGGACACGCGGGGGAAAGCGCUGUUUGCUGUAUUCGAGACGGAACAUGUCUUUUUCAUGGCUGACUUGUUCACUUCUUCUGGGAACUUUGUGCGCAGGGUACAGUCUGGGCGAAGCGGAGACCCGGGAGUGUGUGUACUACAAUGACAGCUGGCGCACGGAGAGGACCAACCAGAGCGGCUUCGAGCGCUGCGAGGGGGACAAGGACAAGCGACUGCACUGUUACGCCUCCUGGCUCAACUCCUCAGGGACCAUCAAGUUGGUGAAGAAAGGCUGCUGGCUGGAUGACUUCAACUGCUAUGACAGGCAAGAGUGUGUUUCCAUGGACGAAAACCCUCAGGUGUUCUUCUGCUGCUGCGAGGGCAACUACUGCAAUGAGCGAUUCACCCACCUUCCUGACAUGAUUGGCAGUGGCAACCGAGUGAAAAUCCGGCCUCCACCUCGGGUGCCGUCCCUGCUCAACGUGCUGGUGUACUCCCUGCUGCCUCUGUGUGUGCUGUCCCUGGCCCUCGUCCUGGCCUUGUGGAUGUACCGCCACCGCAAACCUCCCUACGGCCACGUAGACCUUAGCGAGGAUCCAGGACCCUCUCCUCCAUCACCAAUGGUGGGUCUCAAACCUCUGCAGCUGCUGGAAAUCAAAGCCAGGGGGCGCUUUGGUUGUGUUUGGAAGGCCCAGCUGAUGAGCGAGUAUGUUGCUGUAAAGGUCUUCCCUAUUCAGGACAAGCAGUCGUGGCACAACGAGCGUGACAUUUUCUUGACUCCGGGGAUGCGACAUGAAAACCUCCUGCGUUUCAUCGCUUCAGAAAAACAUGGAAGCAACCUGGAGACGGAGCUGUGGCUUAUCACAGAGUUUCAUGAGAGGGGCUCACUGACGGACCACCUGAAGGGCAACAUGGUGUCCUGGGGUGAUCUGUGUCACAUAGCGGAGAGCAUGUCCCGCGGCUUGGCCUACCUCCAUGAGGACAUUCCCAGCUACAAGGGCGAGGGGCCAAAACCCACUAUUGCACACAGGGACUUCAAGAGCAAGAAUGUGAUGCUUAGCGAUGAUUUAACUGCGAUCAUCGGAGAUUUUGGGCUCGCUGUGCGAUUUGAACCAGGAAAACCUCCAGGAGACACUCAUGGCCAGGUGGGUACGAGGCGUUACAUGGCCCCAGAGGUGCUGGAGGGAGCCAUCAACUUCCAGCGAGACUCCUUCUUGAGGAUAGACAUGUACGCCAUGGGCUUGGUGCUUUGGGAGCUGGUGGCCCGCUGCUCGGUAUCUGAUGGUAAUACUGGCGAGUACAUGCUGCCGUUCGAGGAUGAAAUUGGCCAGCAUCCCACCCUGGAGGAUCUGCAGGAUGUGGUCGUGCACAAGAAGAUGCGUCCAGCCAUCAAGGAGUGCUGGCUCAAACAUCCUGGUUUGAACCAGAUGUGCGAGACCAUCGAGGAAUGCUGGGACCACGACGCAGAGGCGCGAUUAUCGGCCGGCUGCGUCGAGGAGCGCAUCGGCCAAAUCUCCAGGAUGAUCAGCAGCUCUACCUCAGACAGCCCCGUCUGCAUCGUGACGUCUCUCACCAACGAGGACCUACCUCCCAAAGAGUCCAGCACCUGAACGGGGGACACCAUCCUUCACCUGAGCUCCUGACUUUUUAAUUUUUUCGAACCCAAACUCAGCGGAUCUCCGUGAAUAUUUAAAAACAUGAAAAAAACAAAACAACAACUAGCCACUUGAAUGCAGCUGCUAUUUUACCCCGAUACUGGUAUUUUUUUCGUUUUUUUAAUGUUUUUCCAGUGUUUUAAAGUCAGAUCUUACUAACACAUCCAUCUGCUGUAGUUUUGAAGUAGUAAUAAGCUAUGCGAUGGGCACAUCUGAUAACACCCAUGUGUCAAAUCUUUUAAUGUUUUCAUUACCUCAUGUAUUUCUUUUGUGUUAGUCGUUUUAUUUUUUUUAUUACCUCAUCAGUUAUCGUUUUUUCCUGUCUUGGUCAUGACCGUCUGUGGCCAAAUGAAAUGAAUCUUUGCUCCAGACCUUGGACAACGUGCUGCACACCUCGGAGGAACCGUUUUGAGACUGUUAGACGAAAUAUAUUCAUCUUCCUCAGGGGUCGAAGCUUCUCGAUUUUUAAGCUCGAGUGUGCUCCCUUAUUUUAAACCGGCGAACGCCUCAAAAAGAAAUAAGAAAAAGAUCAAAAAGAAAACGGAGCACAGCUGUGUUAUCGCAUGGGAAGGAGCUAAAAAGGAAGUUGAACAGUUGUAUUGGACGUUUUUGAACUUUUUUGAAGAUUUGGGACAACCGCCUUGUCCCCGGGGAACUACCUCUCAGGUAUCCAGUAGGUUUCUUUGGAACAUUUUCUCUAAUUUUGAGAGCCAAGCUAUCCAGCUCGCUAUCAUGGACAUAUUCCUGGAUUCUUUUUAUUCUGUUUCUUUUUCUUUUUUUUUUUAAUUGUAGAAAUUCAGAGUUACUCCUUUGCCAGUGCCAGGGGCAUUGAUGGAUGCUGUCUGGAGUUGCAAUGUUACACAUUUUUGAUUUUAAAGUGUGUGUGUGUGUGUGUGUGUGUGUGUGUGUGUGUGUGUGUGUGUGUGUGUGUGUGUGUGUGUGUGUGUGUGUGUGUGUGUGUGUGUGUGUGUGUGUGUGUGUGUGUGUGUGUGUGUGUGUGUGUGUGUGUGUGAGCGUGAGCGAAUGCAAGAGAAGGUGAAGACAAAAAUGAAAUGAGAUUGUUUUAGAGUGUUUUAACGUAAGAAUCAGUUGGGUUUUAUCCUUGCGAGGGCCAUACUUGAGUAAGCAACAUGUCUGUUUUUUAAUUUUCAUGGGUGUUUGUUCAAUAGACUCAGUUCGGACACCAGUCCCCCAGAUACCUCAGUCACUGUACGUCAUGCAAGGAGAGCUCAGAUGGUUGCCUUUGUCUCAAAUGCAAUGCCAUAGUUGUACCAUAACAUGAAUACCAUACAUUGAAUGUCCGUUAUGCUGCUGUGACUAUUCCAGGAUACUCAAGGAUAUGUAGAUGUACAUGUAUUCUUUGUUAAUAUAACGCUAACAUGUGAUAACUAUCCAUGAUAUUAUGUGAGGCUAAUAUUCUGUUUUUGUGUUGUUUUUUUUUCGACUGGGUAAGCCCUCAGCUGCUUACUCCUCCAGACUGACCUCAGAUAUUCUGACAAGUACCUCAGGCUUUUUCUACAUGUAUAUCAAGUUGUGUUAUGUAUUUUAUUGUGUUUUAGUAGUUGAGAUAUUUUAUUGCCGGCUUGGCCUCUUUGUCUGUGGAGAUUUGUUUUUAAAAAUAGAGCCUGACCAGUUGGCACAGUGUUAAUGCUGUACAAACCCUAAAAGAAGAGAGGCCGAUUCUUGUAAAUAGACGUGCACACACACAGAUGCGGAACACUGAUCUGUUUUUAUUAGAAAAAGAAAUACAAAAUCAGGGCAUUACAGUUCUCAGAAGUAGAAAGGGAUUUCUCAUUUCCACCCCUACACAUUUAAAAGUCAUUUGGACACCUAAAUUAGCCCUGUGAUGUUUUUAUCCUUUCUUUCAGGAAUUGCGGUUGUGUUACAGAUUUUUAUGAAUAACGGUAUCAGUUCCUCUGAAUCAGAAGCUGUGUGGGUAGCACUUGCAUCACAAAGUUUAGUUAAUAUCCUUAAAAGAAAAGAAAAAAAGGCAACAAGGAAAUCGUAAUGUUCGGGGCGGGCGGCUUCCGCGAUUGGCCGCCUGUUUUUAAAAUGCCAGUAUGAACAGUAUUACCUCAAUAUUAACCUGCUGAUGUGAUGUUCAGACCUGUUCAGUGUUCAGCGAUGUUGGACAACACACAGGCUCAUCUGUUGUGCUUUGAUUAGUGCUGUGCAAACAUGGUGAUUUAUUUUAGAUUUUUUAUUUUUUUGACAGUGGUCUGUAACGCUUGCUCUUGUGCAGUUUUGGUAACGAACAUGCGGAACAAAAAAAACAUACAUCAAAUAAGACGGAACAAUGUUUUUUAGUGUUUGGAAAUUAUCAAAGUGUCUCUAACCACUUGGUGGAUUGGUUUUUUGAUGACGCAGCCCCGUUAGGAGUGACGUGAACUGUGGCAUAUGCCUGGUCCAAGGGUCCAGCAAUAUUUAUUAUACAGCAAUAGUCAUUUGAACAUCCUAGUUCAAAGUCAUUCAACUCACCUGUGACUUAGCGGUUUCCUCCUGCCGACCGGUGGAGUACAUCUCAUCACACCUGGAUCAUGUUCCGACGAGGACACGUGUCACAGUCGGUGUGGGGGGGGGUGAAUUUGUGUUGGCGUGUGUGAGCUGAACGUGACCCAGGUGCUUCUUACGUAUUGUGCCAGAAAAACACAGCAAAUGACGUGGGAAAGUCUGCUGUGAUCGGUGGUAACUUCCAAAUGCUGUCUUACACCCGGCUCCUCUAAACAGAAAUACCAGUUACCUCAUGCAGUACCUCAUUAGUAACACUAACACGGAGUCAGUCUCAUCUUCGAAAAGGAAAAAAAACAAGAAAAACAUCAGUUAUCGUGUAUAUAUUUACUUGACAAAUGUAAAGGGUUUCUUCCUUUUCAUGUGUGAAUCCUGUGAAAGCAAAGCCUUUUUUCUUUUUUUUUUGAUUUUUACAGUCAACAUAUUGUUCAUUUCUUCUGGUGUGAAUGGAUGUUGGACUGAACUGUGUGACCUUCCCUGUUUAUGUGAACUGUGCGUGUGUGAGAGAGCGUGUGUGCGGGUAUGUUGGUCGGUUUCACUAAAACAGUACGAAUGGAAACUAUCUGUGAGUUGAAAUGCUUAGAAAUAUAAACUAGAUGAGAAUACAUCCAUCUUUUUGUAUAUUUAAAUAAAGAUACACUGAUUAACCAUAA
This is a messenger RNA of Hippoglossus stenolepis (Pacific halibut), 4831 nucleotides long. Its product is annotated as activin receptor type-2B. Bases 81 to 1625 code for a protein of 514 amino acids. Lineage: Eukaryota; Metazoa; Chordata; Actinopteri; Pleuronectiformes; Pleuronectidae. Gene Ontology annotation, cellular component: plasma membrane; activin receptor complex. Gene Ontology annotation, molecular function: activin receptor activity; activin binding; ATP binding. The transcript is spliced from 11 exons. The record is from RefSeq and is a predicted model, not a curated record. Gene Ontology annotation, biological process: cellular response to growth factor stimulus; activin receptor signaling pathway; protein phosphorylation.